Molecule: messenger RNA, 1111 nt
Organism: Trichechus manatus latirostris (Florida manatee)
Lineage: Eukaryota; Metazoa; Chordata; Mammalia; Sirenia; Trichechidae
Gene: LPAR2
Product: lysophosphatidic acid receptor 2
Exons: 2
Coding region: 6-1061 (351 amino acids)
Biological process (GO): adenylate cyclase-activating G protein-coupled receptor signaling pathway; regulation of metabolic process
Cellular component (GO): cytoplasm; plasma membrane
Molecular function (GO): lysophosphatidic acid receptor activity
Source: RefSeq, a predicted model, not a curated record
CCCAGAUGUUCACCAUGAGCCACUGCUACUACAAUGAGACCAUCGGCUUCUUCUACAACAAUAGUGGCAAGGAGCUCAGCUCCCACUGGCGGCCAAAAGAUGUGGUUGUGGUGGCGCUGGGGCUGACUGUCAGCGUGCUGGUGCUGCUAACGAACCUGCUAGUCAUUGCAGCCAUCGCCUCUAACCGCCGCUUCCACCAGCCCAUUUACUACCUGCUUGGCAACCUGGCGGCCGCUGACCUCUUUGCUGGCGUGGCCUACCUCUUCCUCAUGUUCCACACCGGGCCACGCACGGCCCACCUCUCACUCAAGGGCUGGUUCCUGCGGCAGGGCCUGCUGGACACGAGCCUGACAGCGUCGGUGGCCACACUGCUGGCCAUCGCCGUGGAGCGGCACCGCAGUGUGAUGGCCGUGCAACUGCACAGCCGCCUGCCCCGUGGCCGCAUCGUCAUGCUCAUUGUAGUCGUUUGGGUGGCUGCGCUGGGCCUGGGACUGCUGCCUGCCCACUCCUGGCACUGCCUCUGUGCCCUGGACCGCUGCUCACGCAUGGCGCCCCUGCUUAGCCGCUCCUAUCUGGCCGUCUGGGCCCUGUCCAGCCUACUCGUCUUCCUGCUCAUGGUGGCCGUCUACACCCACAUUUUCUUCUAUGUGCGGCGGCGCGUGCAGCGUAUGGCAGAGCACGUCAGCUGCCACCCCCGCUACCAGGAGACCACACUCAGCCUAGUCAAGACCGUCGUUAUCAUCCUGGGAGCGUUCGUGGUCUGCUGGACACCAGGCCAGGUGGUGCUGCUCCUGGAUGGUCUGGGCUGCAAGUCUUGCAAUGUUCUGGCUGUGGAGAAGUAUUUCCUACUCUUGGCCGAGGCCAACUCACUGGUCAAUGCUGUGGUGUACUCAUGCCGUGAUGCUGAGAUGCGCCGCACCUUCCGCCACCUCCUCUGCUGUCUGUGUCUCCGCCGAUCCACCCAUGAGUCCGCCCGCUAUACACCCUCUUACCAGACAGGUGCCAGCACACGCAUCAUGCUUCCUGAGAAUGGACACCCCCUGAUGGACUCCACCCUUUAGCUGCCUUGGGCUUUAGCACAGUGCAGCGAGUGCCAGAUCUGCAGCCCCUG